Messenger RNA from Galeopterus variegatus (Sunda flying lemur), 961 nucleotides. RefSeq names its product integrin, alpha 4 (antigen CD49D, alpha 4 subunit of VLA-4 receptor) (gene ITGA4). The record is from RefSeq and is a predicted model, not a curated record. NCBI's taxonomy places the organism in Eukaryota, Metazoa, Chordata, Mammalia, Dermoptera, Cynocephalidae. Gene Ontology annotation, biological process: cell adhesion mediated by integrin; integrin-mediated signaling pathway; cell-cell adhesion. Gene Ontology annotation, molecular function: integrin binding. Gene Ontology annotation, cellular component: external side of plasma membrane; integrin complex. The annotation marks the transcript as partial. The transcript is spliced from 9 exons.
GCCACAUGAAAAUAAAACCUAUCUUGCUGUUGGGAGUAUGAAGACGUUAAUGUUGAAUGUGUCCCUGUUUAAUGCUGGAGAUGACGCGUUCGAAACAGCUCUGCAUGUCAUGCUACCCACAGGUCUUUACUUCGUUAAGAUUUUAGACCUAGAAGAGAAACAAAUAAACUGUGAAGUAACAGACAACUCUGGUGUAGUAAAGCUUGACUGCAAUGUUGGUUAUAUAUAUGUAGAUCAUCUGUCAAGGAUAGAUAUUAGCUUUCUCCUGGAUGUGAGUUCACUCAGCAGAGCAGAAGAAGACCUCAACAUCACAGUGCAUGCCACCUGUGAAAAUGAAGGGGAAAUGGAUGCUUUAAAGCAUAACAAAGUGACUUUAGCGAUUCCUCUCAAGUAUGAGGUUAUGCUCACUGUUCAUGGGUUUGUAAACCCAACUUCAUUUGUGUAUGGACCGACUGAUGAAAAUGAGCCUGAGAACUGCAUGGCAGAGAAAAUGAACUUCACUUUCCAUGUUAUCAACACUGGCAAUAGCAUGGCUCCAAAUGUUAGUGUGGAAAUAAUGGUACCCAAUUCUUUUAUUCCCCAAACUGAUAAGCUGUUCAACAUUUUGGAUGUCCAGCCUACGACUGGAGAAUGCCAUUUUAAAACUUACCAAAGAGAGUGUGCAUUAGAACGGCCGAAGGGUGCAAUGGAAACCUUGAAAGGCAUCUUCACAUUUUUAUCAAAGACUGAUAAGAGGCUAUUGUACUGCAUAAAAGCUGAUCCACAUUGUUUAAGUUUCUUAUGCAAUUUUGGGAAAAUGGAAAGUGGAAAAGAAGCCAGUGUUCACAUUCAGUUGGAAGGCCGACCAUCUAUCUUAGAAAUGGCUGGCUUCUUUAAAAGACAAUAUAAAUCUGUCCUACAAGAGGAAAACAGAAGAGACAGUUGGAGUUACAUCAACAGUAAAAGCAACAAUGAUGAUUAA